Molecule: messenger RNA, 993 nt
Organism: Venustampulla echinocandica
Lineage: Eukaryota; Fungi; Ascomycota; Leotiomycetes; Helotiales; Pleuroascaceae
Exons: 2
Coding region: 1-993 (330 amino acids)
Molecular function (GO): catalytic activity
Source: RefSeq, a predicted model, not a curated record
AUGGCUUCCAAAAUCACUCCCAACGACCCUCGGGUCACCUACAAAACCGCCAAUCUCAACGGGGUGACUUAUAGUUAUAUACUCGCCGAGCCUGAAGGGCAGCCCAUUAACACCAUCUUCCUUAUCCAUGGUUGGCCAGACCUGUCGUUCGGAUGGCGAUAUCAAAUCCCGUUUCUCACCUCACUUGGUCUCCGUGUCGUAGUACCAGACAUGCUGGGGUAUGGCGGCACUGACGCUCCUGAGUCGCCUGCCCGAUAUACCUUCAAGAAUGUCGCUGAUGACAUGGCUGCUCUUGCCGAGCUGCUCGGCCUCUCCAGCAUCAUUCUUGGGGGUCACGACUGGGGAGGAAUGGUGGUUUACCGUAUCGCCCUCCACUACCCCAGCCUUGUUUCCGCCCUUUUCAACGUAUGCACCCCGUUUGUGCCUCUUCGCAAGACAUACCGCUCCAUGACAGUGGCGCCAAACUUCAAAUAUCAAAUCCAGCUGGCAGGACCCGACGUCGAAAGCAACAUUGUUGGGGAGGAGAAGAUCCGUCAGCUUUUGGCAUCUGUCUAUGGUGGCAGAACUCCAGCGGGGGAGCCGGGUUUUGACACUGGGCAUGGCGCUUAUUUUGAAAGGUUGGGGGAUAUUGGUUCCUCACCUCUUUUGAGCAAGGAGGAGCUCGACUUCUAUGCGAAGCGGUAUGCUAUUCAUGGCAUGCAUGGACCGCUGAAUUGGUAUCGUACAGCAGAGUUGAACUUCGAGGAUGAGAAGGGCCUAGCUGAGACCAUGGAAACCUUCAAGUUCGACAUGCCUGUAUUGUUCAUUUCAGCCACAAGGGACGCAGCGUUGCCACCGGCGCUGAGCACUGGCAUGGACAAGUUUUUCAGGAGUUUAACUAGAGGAGAAGUCGAUGCCGACCAUUGGGCACUCUGGGAGAAGCCGAACGAGGUGAAUCAGUACAUUCAAGAAUUUCUGUUCGGUAACGCCAGGACGGCUAAAGCCAACCUUUGA